AUGAGGAAGGCGGAAGAAUCAGGAGCGACGGCGUGUCAGAUCAACUCAGAAGGCACAUUGCCCGGAUCUCGCAGCGACAAGAUCCAGCUGCGAGGCAACGAAAGCAUUGAUGAUCCGAAGGAGGCCGGUCAGGAGUCGGUGGUGGUAGAGCGCAAGGGCGACCACGCCGCCAUCUGCAAAUGGACCAUCGCGCAGUUCGGGAAAGUCAAGGCGCGCGCGCUUUGGAGCAAGUAUUUCGAAGUAGGGGGGUUCGACUGCCGGCUGCUCGUAUACCCGAAAGGCGAUUCGCAGGCUUUGCCGGGGUACAUAUCGAUUUAUUUGCAGCUGACGGACCCGCGCGGGACAGCUAGUAGCAAGUGGGAUUGCUUCGCGAGCUACCGGCUUUGCGUGGUGAACGUGAAAGAUGACAGCAAGACGGUGCAGCGGGAUUCGUGGCACCGGUUUUCAGGGAAGAAGAAGUCGCACGGGUGGUGCGACUUCACGCCGUCGUCGGUCGUGCUGGAUUCCCGCGCGGGGUUUCUGAUGACUGACGCGGUGCUUAUAACGGCGGAGAUUCUCAUUCUUAACGAGUCCGUGUCGUUCUCGCGCGACAACGAGGUGCUCGCGUCGUCGAUUACUCCCGCUACCGGGGAGGUUGUUAGCGGGAAAUUCUCGUGGAAAGUUCACAACUUCUCGCUGUUUAAGGAAAUGAUUAAGACGCAGAAGAUCAUGAGUCCCGUGUUUCCUGCUGGGGAUUGCAACCUCCGUCUGAGCGUCUACCAGUCGUCCGUCAACAACGUCGAUUACCUCUCCAUGUGCCUCGAGAGUAAAGACGUCGAUAAAUCGUCCGGCCCGGAGCGCAGCUGCUGGUGCCUGUUCCGCAUGUCGGUGCUGAACCAACGGCCGGGAUCGAACCACGUGCACAGGGACUCGUACGGCCGAUUCGCAGCGGACAACAAGAGCGGAGACAACACGAGCCUGGGGUGGAACGAUUACAUGCGCAUGGCGGAUUUCGUCUCCGCUACCGCGGGGUAUUUGGUGGACGAUACGGCGGUGUUCAGCGCGUCGUUCCACGUCAUCAAGGAGUCGAGCACGUUCUCCAAGAACCCGUCGCUGCCGGGCGGGCGCGGCAGCAACGUGAAGAAGGGCGACGGGUACUUCGGGAAAUUCGUGUGGCGGAUCGAUAACUUCACGCGGCUGAAGGACCUGCUGAAGAAGCGCAAGAUCACGGGGCUGUGCAUUAAGAGCAAGCGGUUCCAGGUCGGCGGGCGCGACUGCCGCCUCAUUGUUUACCCGCGAGGUACGGUUGCGCUGCGCGUGCGGUGUGCACUGCUUGUGAGGAGUGCACUAGCUGUGAGGUAUACACUAGUCGUGGUAGGGUCUUGUCGGGUGAAGUUUCCUGUGCCGAAUUUCGCUUUGCUGUUCUCCGCGUUUACGUACAUUUCCCCCCUCCCCAAUUCUGCGUUCGUCGCGCCGUCUCUUCCGCCGUUUUCUCGCACUUUUAUCGCUUUUCACCAGCUCACUACGACCCUCCCGUCCCUUUCCGUCGCCGCCUUUCUCGCCUUGCCCGCCGCUUCUGUUCCCUUCCCCCUGUUCCCCGUCCGCCAUGCACCGAAUUCCACCCGCCCAGACCAGACGCAGCCGCCGUGCCACCUAUCGAUGUUCCUUGAAGUCACGGAUUUGCACGUGCCCUCUGCCCUACCCGAAGUUACUCCCGUAUCCCUCCUUAUCCCCCCAUUUCCCCCUACUUCCCCGCUGUUUCCCCCAUAUCCCUCCGACCACACCCGCGCAGGCCAGUCGCAGCCGCCGUGCCACCUGUCCAUGUUCCUCGAGGUCACGGACUCGCGCGUGCCAGCAGCCGACUGGAGCUGCUUCGUGAGCCAUCGCCUCUCCGUCGUCAACCAGCGGCAGGAGGACCGGUGCGUCGCCAAGGAGUCGCAGAACCGCUACAGCAAGGCCGCGAAAGACUGGGGCUGGCGCGAGUUCGUUACCCUCACCUCGCUCUUCGACCUAGACUCGGGGUUCCUUGUAUCGGAUACUGUGGUGUUCUCCGCGGAGGUGCUUAUACUGAAGGAGUCGUCGUUUCUGUUCGAGUAUACAGACGAGGGGGCGGCGUCCCCCGCGGGGCUGGUGGGGAUAGGGGGCGCGGGGACGGCGCAGCUGAUUGCGGGGGGCGCCAUGGACGUGACAGGCGCGAAUAAGAUCGCCAAGCGCGGCGUGUUCACGUGGAAGGUGGAGAAUUUUCUGGCGUUCAAGGAGAUCAUGGAGACGCGCAAGAUCUUCAGCAAGUUCUUCUCCGCUGGCGGCUGUGAUCUCCGCAUUGGCGUGUACGAGUCGUUUGACACGCUGUGCAUCUACCUGGAGAGCGAUCAGGCGAUGGCGGGAGCAGGGCCGUCCACAGCCACCACCAUGGCCGCGACGGACAUGGACAAGAACUUCUGGGUGCGCUACAAGAUCGGCAUCGUCAACCAGAAGGCCGCGGAGGCGAGCGUGUGGAAGGAGGCGAGUGUGUGCACGCGCACGUGGAACAACAGCGUGCUGCAGCUCAUGAAGGUCGCGGAGCUGCUGGACCCGGAGGGCGGGUUUCUCGUGCGCGACACGGUUGUUUUCGUGUGCGAUAUCCUCGACUGCUGCCCCUGGUUCGAGUUCUCGGACCUCGAGGGGAUUGUGGGGCAGGGGGUAGUGGGGGGCACGCGCACGUGGAACAACAGCGUGCUGCAGCUCAUGAAGGUCGCGGAGCUGCUGGAUCCGGAGGGCGGGUUUCUGGUGCGGGAUACCGUGGUGGGGCGGUGGGGCUGGCAGGGGGCAGCGGGAGGGGGCAGUGGGACAGGGGGCGGUGGGGCAGGGGGGAGUGGGACAGGGGGGAGUGGUGCGCGAUACCGUGGUGUGAUGAUGUCCGACGAGGAGGAAGACGAGGAGGAGGAGGAGGACGAGGAGGAGGACGAGGAUGGGGACGGGCUCAGCACAGACGGGGAAGAGCUGUUAGAUAGUGAUGACGGGGAGGUGGGCUUGGGCGGACCAGGAGGCCCGGGGGGUGCUGGAGGGUUGGGGACCAUGCCUUCCUCCUCCUCCUCCCUUGCCCCGCCCUCCUCCGCCGGUUCUGCUGCCGCCGUGGCGGCUUCUGCUGCUGCCUCUGAUGCUGCGUCUGCCGCUGCUUCUGGUGGUGGUGGUGGGGGGUCGUCUGGGGCUGUGACGGGAGGGGCACCGGCGGGGGCGGCGGGGGGUUUGAUGGGGGACGAGGAGGAUAUUUUCCGCUCGCUGCUGGUGCGCGCAGGGUUCCAUCUGAGCUACGGGGACAGCUCCCCCCUGCUGCUGGAUCCCACGCAGCUGCAGGUGACGCUGCGGGAGAAGCUACUCAUGGAUGCGGGCGCAGUGGCCACCUUCCUGGGCGGCCUGCGCACCUACCUGGACGACCCUACUAAGAUCAAGCGCCUCUUCCUCCCCCCCGCGCAGCCCGCCUCCGCCUCUGCUUCCGCUUCCGCCCCGGCCGGCGCGUCUGGCGCGGGGGGAAGAGGCGGGUAUGGCAAGGGAGGGAGGGGCGGGCAGCAGCGAGGGCAGAACCAGGGCCGGGGGGGACAGGAGCAGGGGGGAGCGCAGGGGCAGGGGCAGGCGCAGGGGCAGGGGGGAGCACAGGGCCAGGGGCAGGGGGAGGGGGAGCAUCCGUCGCUGGUGAAUCUGCUGAUGGGGGUGAAGGUGCUGCAGCAGGCCAUAGUGGACUUGCUUUUGGAUAUCAUGGUCGAGUGCUGUCAGCAGCGCGCACCCUCCCAGAGCGAUGCAGACACAGGCCGCCUCUUUGGCACAGGUGAGGAGUUGGGAGUGGUGAGGAGUGGUGAGGUUAGUAGACUUGCUGCUGGAUAUCAUGUAGACUUGCUGCUGGAUAUCAUGGUGGAGUGCUGCCAGCAGCGCGCGCCCUCCCAGGGCGACGCAGACGCUGGCCGUCUCUUUGGCACAGACGACACUGCAACCUCCCUCCCCACUCUUCCAGUCCCCAUCCCUUCCGCCACCACGCCUCCGCUCGCCCCGUCCGCCUGCACCCCUCCGCCAUCCCUCCCCGCGUCAGCCCCCCCUUCCGCCCCCGCCACCCGCGAGGGGAAGCGCGGGGGCGGCGGGGGCGCGGGUGGCGCGUCAGGGGGGCGGAGAGACGCCGCGGAUUCCGCCUUCCAGGAGCUGUCAGUGGCGCAAAGGCUAGAGCAGGGGCACGGGGGAGCGGGGGGAUCCGACGCGGCCGUGCAGAGCAGCAGCUAUGGCAGCGGAUACGGGGUUAAUGGGGGUGGGGGGGGACGGCGGGGCGGAAGCAGCACAAGCAGUGGGGGAGGAGGGAAGGGAGCGAGCGCGGGGGCAGCAGGGGGCGUGUUGGGAUCAGGGGGGAGUGGCAGCAGCAGCAGUAGUAGUGGGGUUGUGACGGGGAGUGGUGCUGGGGAAGGGUUUGGCGCGCAGGUGGGGGGGAAGGGCGCGGGGGGGAGGGUGAAUGCAGUGGUGGAGGGGGAGAGCAGCAGUAGUGGUCCAAUUUUCCUUCCAUCCCUCCCCCUUUCUCCCAUUCUCCACUCCUCCUCUCUCCCUCUCCGCCCUCCCUCUCAUCCAUCCCUCUCCCUCCAAAGAAUAAUCAAAGUAGUCGAUGCGCUCUGUAUCUUUGAAGUCACCGUUUUCCACUCUCUCUCACUCCUGCCCACUCUCACUCGCCCCUCUCCCCUUCGCUCCCCUUCCCCGCAGAUCAAAUGGCCCGAAAAGGCGGACAAGCUACAGAACAUUAUAAUCAAAUGGCCGGAGCAGGCAGACGAGCUGCUGGGCAUCAUAGUCGACUCGCUCCGCGCCCUCGAAACCGCCGUGCCGCAAGCCCAGGCCUACCCAUACCCCGACCCGCCGCUGCGGCGCCGCCCGCACUCCGCCCGCAAGGUGGCGAUGGUGCUGGAGCACGCGCCCCGGGCCUUCCAAGCCGAGAUCCUAGGCUUGGUGCCGAGGCUGGUGGAUGUGGAGGAGCAUGGCGAGGCUGCAGCGGCGCUGCUGCAGCGACUGAGACAGCCCAAUGCCGAGCCCAUGAUGCAGCUGCCGGUGGUGGGAGCGCUGGUGCAGAUGGAGUUAGACCCGCUCACCUGGUCGCUGGUACUCGAGGAGGCGGUGCUGCUGCUGCCACACACCACCGACGAUGCCCUUGCUGCGGCUCUCAGCUUCGUGCUUAAAGCUGCCGCCGAGUGCCAGCAGCUCGCCCCUGCUGUGCGGGCAGUGCGGGAGCGGCUGCAGCAGCUGGGUCCCGCCGUCUCCCCGCGCGUACUCCACGCCCUCCGAGCCUCUGUAGUGGCCCGCGAAGACAUAGCCAUGGCCAUGCUGAGAGACAUAGACGCCGACACGCGCCCCUUCAACCCACACCUCCUCUCCUCCGCAAUGGCUGCGGCAGCCGCGUCCCUCCCCUCGCUGCUGCCCAUGGCCCAGAUGGCGUCUAUGGGGCAGAUAGACCUCUCUCACUUGCAGCACUCGCUCACGCCUGAAGCUCUAGAGAGUCUCGCUGCGUUUGCCUCGGCCUCGGCUAACAGUGGGACUGCUGCGGCUGCUGCGGCGGCGGUGGCGGCUGCAGCAGCUGGAGGGGGGAGUGCCGGGGUGAUGGCGAGCGGGGGCGGUGGUGGUGGAGUUGGAGGUGGGGUGGCAGGGGCAGGGGGUAGCGCUUCUGCUGGGGUGUCCGCGGGGGGAUCUCCUGGGGGCGCGUUUACCAGCAGCGCUGCUGGUGGGGUUGCAAAUUCUCUGACCGCGUUCUCCCCCUACUCCUCCUCCCCCGCCCCGGCGCUCCCCUCGUCUUCUCCUGCAGCUGCCGCGGCAGCAGCAGAGCUCCAGCUGGCAGCAGCACAGCAGGCUGCUGUCAUGGCAGCAGCAGCCGCCGCCUGCUGGCGUGUCGCUGACGUGGACAUGCUGAUGGAGAUGCUGACGCUGCCACGUCUGCGCGGGAACGCGCAGGCGGUGUUUGAGCGGGCGGUGGCGCGAGGGGCGUUUGGGGAGCAGGCGAUGGUGAUGGUGCUGGAGAGGCGCCGGUCUCAGCAUCUUGCCUCGCUGUCUGCUGCAUCGGCGGGAGGAGGGAUGGACGGGAUGAAUGGGAGUGGCAUGGCGGCGGGUGCUGCUGGGUUGCCGGCCCUGACGGGAUCAACGACGGGUGGGAGUGAGGUAGGGGGGGAUGAGCAGCAGCAGCAGCAGCAGCAGCAGCAUCAGCAGCAGCAGCAGCAACAGCAGCAGCAGCCGCAACCCCAGCAGCAGCAGCAGAGGCAGCAGCAGGGGAAGCAGCAGCCGGCGCAGCAGCUUUCUCGAAAGAAAAGGCGACAGCAGCAGCAGCAGCAACAGCAGCAGCAACAGCAACAACAGCAACAGCAGCAGGAACAGCAUGAGCGGUGUCUCGAGCCCUGCAGCUCCACUUGCACCGCCGGAGCAGCAGCCGCCGCCGCAGCAGCAGCAGCAGGGGCAACCAUCACCCCGUCCUCUUCCCCCGCCCUCGACCCCUCUGGAAACGCCCUUGUCCCGUCCAGCUCCUCAGGGCUAGGCACCGGCCUGGAAGACACGGAUUUCCCCACAGUGAUCGGGCUCGCAGAGGCGCUGGCGAUGAGUGAGGAGCAGCGCGUGCGGGAGUUUGUGGGCACGCUGUAUGCGGUGCUGUACAAGGUGUAUGGGGACGCAGGGCGCAGGGAGAGGAUAUUGAGAGGGCUUGUGGCGCGAGUGACGAGCUGCCAGCGAGGCGCGCCGGAAGGGGAGCUUGUGCGGGUGGUGCCGGAAGGGCAGCUGGGUCUUGACGACCUCUUGUUCCUCGCGCAAGAGGAGGGGGUGGCGCGGCCAGUGCUGUCUCUCAUGCGCGAGGCGGCUGACGUGGCGGUGCAGGAGAGGGCAGUAGUGUGGCAGCAGCUGCAGGCCACGGAGGGGGAGUUGCGGGCGGCAAGGGCGGAAGGGCAGGGGCAGGUGGAGCGGCACGGGCGGGAGAAGGCGAGCCUGCAGCAGAAGCUGAGCGAGGCUGAGGCGUCUGUGGGGAAGCUCAAGGCUGAGCUGAAGGCUGAAGCAGAGAAGGGGGCGAAGGAGAGGCGCGAAGCGGUGGAGAGAGUGAGGGAGAUGGAGGGCGCGGUGGAGUGGGCCAAGGCGGAGAAGGACGACGCGGUGAGCAAGCUGGCGGGGGAGAAGCGCCAGCUGGCGGAGCGGCUGAGGGAGAGCGAAUCGCAGCUCACGCAGCUCAAGUCGCGCAAGCGGGAGGAGCUCAAGAAAGUGGUGAAGGAGAAGAACGCCCUGGCAGAGCGCCUCAAGGCAGCAGAGCAGGCGAGGAAGCGGUUCGACGAGGAGGUCAAGCGCUUUGCCACGGAAACCGUGUCUCGCGACGAGGCUCGGCAGUCCCUGGAGGAGGAGGUUCGGCGGCUGACGCAGACGGUGGGGCAGACGGAGGGGGGCCUGCGCGAGAAGGAGGAGCAGGUGCAGCGAUACGAGGCAUACAUUGAUGGCAUGGAGGCAAAGCUGCAUGCCCACCAGGAUUAUAUCCAAACCCUGGAGGCAUCUCUUCAGGAGGAGAUGUCUCGGCACGCGCCGCUGUAUGGCUCUGCAGCAGCGUCAGCCUCACAAUCUCUCCUCGUUGCGCCUGCCCUGGGUGCUCUCUAUCUCUCCAACCGUCCCACACCCUCGCACCCCGGGGCCAUGCCCUCUUUACCCAUGCCUGCUGCUGGCUUGGCCGGACCAGGUGUUGCCGGCCCUGCUGUGGCUGGGGUUCCAGGCAUGGGGCCCGGGAUGGGAGCGGGAGUUGCUGCUGCUGCUGGAGUGGGAAUGGGCAUUCGGCCUGUUCAUCCUGCAAACGGCUUGCCGCCGCAUGCGCUGAGUCAUCCGGCCAGCGGUCUGACUCAUCAUGCUGCGGUGGCUUCUGCUGUUCCUGGUAGCAGAGUGCCUGCUGUGGCCUCGGCCAAUAGCAGUCUGCCUUCCACCAGUGGGCCGCAGACGAAUGGGCCGUUGGGUCCUUGGUUUGCUUCUCAUUAG
Molecule: messenger RNA, 7956 nt
Organism: Closterium sp. NIES-65
Lineage: Eukaryota; Viridiplantae; Streptophyta; Zygnematophyceae; Desmidiales; Closteriaceae
Source: the annotation of a GenBank genome assembly